Nyctereutes procyonoides (raccoon dog) is the source of this 1817-nucleotide messenger RNA. It is a transcript of the gene EPHX3, whose product is annotated as epoxide hydrolase 3. Lineage: Eukaryota; Metazoa; Chordata; Mammalia; Carnivora; Canidae. The transcript is spliced from 7 exons. Gene Ontology annotation, cellular component: intracellular membrane-bounded organelle. The record is from RefSeq and is a predicted model, not a curated record. Gene Ontology annotation, molecular function: hydrolase activity. Bases 249 to 1331 code for a protein of 360 amino acids.
CAUCCUGUUCCCCGUCGCCGUCGCACCCAGGUGUUUGCCUGGCACUUAGGUGAGUCGUGUGCGGCGGCGGUUUCGGUCUGAGCCUCCCGCCUCUUCUCUCGGAGCCGUCCUCAAGCCCCGAAGGCACGGAGGGGCCCCAGACCAAAGGCGGUGGGCGCCCCAGCCCCGGCCCCGCCUCGUCGCUGCCGCAGGCGCCCCCCGCGCACACCCCCAGAGGCGGCGCCCAAGUCGUCCCGGGUCGCGGCGACAUGCCCGAGCUGGUGGUGACAGCGCUACUGGCGCCGUCGCGCCUCACCCUGAAGCUGCUGCGCGCCUUCAUGUGGAGCCUCGUGUGCUCCGCGGCGCUGCUGGCCGCCGCCGUCUACGGCUGCAUCGCGCUCACACACGUGCUGUGCCGGCCCCGGCGCGGCUGCUGCGGGCGCCCCCGGCGCACCCCACCCGCUUGCUUGAGCAACCCCACCCUGGGCGAACACUGCUUCCUGACCCUCAAGAGCUCGGGCCUGCGCCUGCACUAUGUCUCCGCUGGACGGGGCAACGGGCCCCUCAUGCUGUUUCUCCACGGCUUCCCCGAGAACUGGUUCUCCUGGCGCUACCAGCUUUGGGAGUUCCAGAGCCGUUUCCACGUGGUGGCCUUGGACCUGCGGGGAUACGGCCCCUCCGAUGCACCUCGGGAUGUAGACUCUUACACCAUUGACCUGCUGAUGACAGACAUCCAGGAUGUCAUCCUGGGCCUGGGUUAUUCCAAGUGCAUCCUGGUGGCCCAUGACUGGGGUGGGCUCCUCGCCUGGAAUUUCUCCAUCUACUACCCAUCCCUGGUUGAGCGGAUGGUAAUUGUCAGCGCUGCUCCCAUGUCUGUGUACCAAGACUACUCUGUGCGCCACAUUGGGCAGUUCCUCCGUUCCAACUACAUUUUCCUGUUCCAGCUUCCCUGGCUGCCUGAGAAAUUACUGUCCAUGUCUGACUUCCAGAUCCUGAAGAGCACCCUCACACACCGCAAGAGAGGCAUCCCACACUUAACCCCCAGCGAGCUUGAGGCCUUCCUUUACCACUUCUCACAGCCCAGUGGUCUCACUGGGCCCCUCAACUAUUAUCGAAACCUCUUCAGGAACUUCCCCCUGGAGCCCCAGGAGCUGGCCAUACCCACACUGCUGCUGUGGGGAGAGAAGGACCCCUACUUCGAGCAGGGGCUGGUAGGGGCCAUCAGUAGUCGCUUUGUGCCCGGCCGGCUGGAGGCCCACAUCCUGCCAGGCGUGGGACACUGGAUCCCACAGAGCAACCCUGAGGAGAUGCACGAGUACAUGUGGGCCUUCUUGCAAGACCUGCUGGACUAGUGGCUCUUGCUUGCUGGCCUGUGUGCCCCUGGGAACCCACACAACAUACAUACAUACCAGAGUGGGCUCCGGAUCCGGAUCUUGAACAGGGCGUGGACUCCUAGGCUGCACACAGGGGUGUUGGUGGAUGCCUUCGGGCACACCAAGCCAGAGGCUCACACACAGGUAUGAGUGUGUGUGCAUGUGAACAAGCACUUCAACCCUGGUACACCUGUCCUCUGUGGAGCUUGCUGCGGAGGACCCUACCUCCCCCUCCCUGGGGCCUCACUCUUCUUGCCAACCUCAGCCCCCAGAGCAGCAUCAACCACGUACUCUGACAUGUACAUACUCCAACAUGUACAUACUCCAGCCACCCCCCCCCCCAUCCCUGACUUUCCUCUCCAACCUGAGUCUUCAGCCAAAUGCUGCGGUCUAAAAGGGUAACUGGCAGCCACAUCUGGCUGCUUCAGUUUAAAUGCAAAUUAAUUAAAAUCAAUUAAAAAUUCA